AUGCCCUUUGCAAGCCCGGAAGACCUUAAAUGGUGCGACAAGAAAACGAUUCGGAAAGAGGGCGAGAUUCCACGGCCAGGGUUUGCAAAUGCCGCUUUGCUCGCAACAUGGGUUGUCGGUGACCAAGUUUUCAUUGGUAUCAUCGGCGGUGAAGCUAAGAGCCCUCGGUUUUCUAUGGCACAUGCAACAAAACUUGUGCCAUUUCGAGUCAACUCCAUCCACAUGAUAAGCAUCGGUUUUAUCACCGUUCUAGUGCCGUCAAAUGAUCCACAAUUGCUAGGUGGAUCAGGGAUCGCAGCCUCACCGUUCGUCAUUGCGAUUCAAGAUUCUGGCAUUCCGGGCAUAGUUUCUCUUCUCAAUCCCGGUAUGAUGUGUGGCGUUCUCGCCAUCGCUGCUGAAAGCGUUUACAUUUCUUCGAGAGUCCUCAGGACUCUGGCACACAGGAAAUUGAUUCCUGAACUUCUCGCACGAGUGGAUUCCCAGGGCCGACCGAGAUGGGGCUAUAUUAAUCACCUGCGUCACGCCAGUGCUCCUAGGUUACAUUCAUCGAUCUCCAUCACCAGUGCCUCAUACUUCAUUAUUGCCUUUACUAAUAGGCGCUUUCAUUGCGCUCUCGAGGCACAGAACGAUGCCCUUUUCAAAGAGCUAUAUGCGUGGAAGUCGUCUUUGUGGCCUCUGGCACCGGGCUGGCUCAUAACGAUCUCACCCCUUCUCCUUGGCUGCUGCAUUGCCGCUGGCAUCGAUCUAAGUGGUGCCGGGUUCACACCUUCUAACUUUUUCGAAUACAUCAUCGGAGUCUACUGCAUGACUGGUCGAAGAACUCUGGCCAUCGAAGAGAUCAACCAGCUCGAUGAGUACUACAAGUUGAGCAAAUGGAGGAGAUUCUUAACCUACGUACAGUUAUGGCUGCUGUCUACGGCUGGGACCUACAAAACCCCAAUGCCUUUCAACGAGCCAAAUCUACAUUAUACACCGUCAUCCCUGGAGCGAGAGAAGUUGAUCGCGGCGGUCCAGGAUUUGCGGCAGAAACUUCCACUUCGGGUACCAUCAAUAAAAAAUGGACAGGAAGAAGCACAGCAACCCAGCCCGUCUGAUUCGGAGAUGUAUAUGCCCUCCGAGAUCUCGUCAAUCUUCGCCAAGUAUACCCCAGCAACAGCAGCGGAAGUGUCAGCUGCAAUCGAGGCGGUGUUAAUGGCGAAGAAGGCAUGGCAAGACAUGCCCUUCGUAGACCGAGCUGCGGUCUUUCUCAGAGCAGCGGAACUGGUUUCUGAAAAGUAUACAUUCGAAUUGAUGGCAGCAACAAUGCUUAGACAAGGGAAAAACGCCUGGCAGGCCGAAAUUGAUGCUGCCGCAGAGCUGGCUGACUUCUUCCGAUGCAAUGUCUCGUUCGCUGAGGAGAUCUAUUCCAGGCAACCUAAGCUGAAUGAGCGCGGGCAAGCAGGCUUUGUCUACGCCAUCUCACCUUUCAACUUCACAGCCAUCGGCGGAAACCUCGUAUCAGGUCCUUCUCUCCUGGGGAUCGUCGUCCUGUGGAAACCAUCCCCUUCCAACAUAUAUGCUAACUUCCUGGUCUAUAAAAUCCUUCGGGAGGCAGGCCUCCCGCCAAACGUUGUCCCAUUCAUUGGUGGCGAUGCCGAAACGAUCACUAGAGUGGCUCUUGCGCAUUCAGAACUCUCAGCUAUCAAUUUCACCGGGUCAUCAGACGUGUUCCGGAGUCUGUAUGGCAAAAUAGCAGACGGCGUGAAGGAAAGAAAAUAUCGUGACUUUCCACGACUAGUUGCGGAGACAUCGGGAAAGAAUUUCCAUUUGAUUCAUCCUUCGGCCGAUAUCAGCAAUGAUGUCAAACAUACUAUCCGUGCCUCAUUUGAGUACGCAGGCCAAAAGUGCUCAGCUUGCUCGCGAAUCUAUAUUCCGGAAAAUCGUGCUCAGCAGUUCUUCUCCGAGAUGAGACGAGCUGAAACAGGUCAAACCUUUAAUAAAGUUACUAGAGUAAUUGAUGCUGCCAACACAGACAGUCGGCUGGAGCUUGUCGCCGGGGGCAGAUAUGACGGGAGCAAGGGAUUUUUCAUUGAACCCACCGUUUACUCUGCAAAGACGUUGGAUCAUCCUCUCUUCGACCAAGAGCUCUUUGGCCCCAUCCUGGUUGCCUAUGUCUAUCGCGACGCGGACUUUGACUCACUCUUGGCCAAGAUUGACCAACAAGGAGGCGGGUUUGCGCUGACUGGAUCCAUCUUCGCAACAGAUCCAGUGGCGAUCCGGUCGGCCGAGGACAGACUUCGUUAUGCUGCUGGGAACUUCUACAUCAAUUGUAAGACAACCGGAGCUGUCAUUGGCCAACAGUCUUUCGGAGGAGCAAGAUGCAGCAGCACCAAUGACAAGGCUGGAAGUGCAAACAUGUUGAUGCGCUUCACGGCUCCACGGACCCUGAAGGAGGAGUACCAUAGCCUAGACAGUGUGCUCUACCCAAGCAACUGCUGA
This is a messenger RNA of Cladophialophora bantiana CBS 173.52, 2478 nucleotides long. RefSeq names its product 1-pyrroline-5-carboxylate dehydrogenase. Bases 1 to 2478 code for a protein of 825 amino acids. Gene Ontology annotation, biological process: transmembrane transport. Lineage: Eukaryota; Fungi; Ascomycota; Eurotiomycetes; Chaetothyriales; Herpotrichiellaceae. The record is from RefSeq and is a predicted model, not a curated record. Gene Ontology annotation, cellular component: membrane; mitochondrial matrix. The transcript has 9 exons. Gene Ontology annotation, molecular function: L-glutamate gamma-semialdehyde dehydrogenase (NAD+) activity.